AUGUACCCCUUCACACUCAACACAUCACGCACGCGCCCGUGCGGCCGUUUGUUGCCCCUGCAGACUCCCCUGAGCAAGUCCCUGCGCAUAGCCCUGCUGUACAACACCUGGCUUGGUCGCCUGUUGCUGAAGCUGCCGAUCACCUGGUGGUUGCUGACCCAGGAGCACAAGCGGAUUGCCGCCUAUGCAAACAGCCCCAAGAGCAAGGGCAAGAUCAAACCAUUCAUCAAGUCUUACCGCAUCGGCAUGGAUGACUCUGCGCGGUCUGUCGAAGAGUUCAAGACCCUGCAGGCGCGCGUAUGGGCGGAUGGUGCAGGACAAAAGAACCCAGUGGUGCAAGGCGGGUACCGCUAUGCCCGCGACUUCUUCACACGCGAACUCAAGCCGGGCGCACGGCCCAUUGCGGAGCCGGGCAACCCCAACGUGGCGGUGCACCCCGCCGACUCCCGGGUGGUGGUGUUCCCCUCAGUCAGCAGCGCCAAGAAGCUCUGGAUCAAGGGCAAGGGCUUCAACGUCCCCAGCCUGCUGGGCCCAGGCUACGACCCCGCAGAGUGGCGCGAGCUUUCUCCCGCAGACUGCCACCGCCUCCACGCCCCUGUCACCGGCCGCGUCGCAAAAAUCACGCGCCGUGGCGACCGCUUCAUGUCAUCCAUGUGGGUGGCGGUGCACUCCUCGCUGGACGUGAUGGUCGAGAACGAGAGGCUGAUCAUGGAGUUUGAGACGGACGCCUUUGGGCCCGUGGUCAUGGUGGCGAUAGGUGCCAGCGACGUUGGCACCGUGCAGCCAUUGGUCAAGGAGGGCGCAGCCGUCACGAAGGGCGACGAGGCGGCAGUGUUCGAGUUUGGCGGCUCCAUCAUGGCCACCGUCUUCAGGCCGGGCUCCAUUGAGUUUGACAAGGACCUACUGCAGCACACCGCCCGCCACUGCGAGACGCGAGCCCUGCUCGGCACCAGCCUCGGGCGCGCGACGCGCCCCGCUGCUGCGCCGGCCGGCCGCGCGGUGGAGUGA
This is a messenger RNA of Monoraphidium neglectum, 1008 nucleotides long. Its product is annotated as phosphatidylserine decarboxylase. Bases 1 to 1008 code for a protein of 335 amino acids. Gene Ontology annotation, molecular function: phosphatidylserine decarboxylase activity. The transcript is spliced from 12 exons. NCBI's taxonomy places the organism in Eukaryota, Viridiplantae, Chlorophyta, Chlorophyceae, Sphaeropleales, Selenastraceae. Gene Ontology annotation, biological process: phospholipid biosynthetic process. The record is from RefSeq and is a predicted model, not a curated record.